AUGAAUGGAGAGGGCAUGUUCAUAAAUCAUGUAGCGGGAAGAACUCAGAAGAGAAGGAAGGAAAAGAAGACGCUUUUCACUUUGAAUCAAGCUACAUUUUAUUCUUUUUUUAAGUAUCUUCUAGUCAGAUCAUCCAGUGAGAAAAUGAGAUUCAUCAUCUCAGCUAAAUUUAGGUGGCGACAUUUGGCUUGCGAAAAAUCUAUACGGGAAAAGAAUCGUAAUUCUAUUAGCACCGUUUCGGACGUUGUGGUGGCUGUUGCCAUUUUUAAUUUGGACUUGAGAUUUCUUCUCCCACAUGAUAAAUAA
Molecule: messenger RNA, 306 nt
Organism: Clunio marinus
Lineage: Eukaryota; Metazoa; Arthropoda; Insecta; Diptera; Chironomidae
Source: the annotation of a GenBank genome assembly